This is a messenger RNA of Fopius arisanus, 7572 nucleotides long. RefSeq names its product serine/threonine-protein kinase gek (gene gek). The coding region runs from base 613 to 6219 and encodes 1868 amino acids. Gene Ontology annotation, biological process: peptidyl-threonine phosphorylation; actomyosin structure organization. Lineage: Eukaryota; Metazoa; Arthropoda; Insecta; Hymenoptera; Braconidae. The transcript has 17 exons. Gene Ontology annotation, cellular component: cytoskeleton; cytoplasm. Gene Ontology annotation, molecular function: protein serine/threonine kinase activity; ATP binding. The record is from RefSeq and is a predicted model, not a curated record.
CCACAAUCCCCAAACCCACCAUCACCUCCACCAAAUAAUCACCAACAAAGUGCUCAAUUAUUUCAAAGUUCUAAUGUUAAUACUCCUGCGCUCAUGAGUGAACAAAAAAAAUCAUAAAUUACGCUAGGAAAGGAAAAAAAACAACGAUUAUAUAUUUUAAACGAAUCGUGCAUUAAAAUUCGCGAAACGCGAGACGCAUCGAAAUGGGAAUAAAUAAAGUUCAAAGCAGUGGAUUGAGAUAAGGUUAACCCGCAAAUAGAUACACCCAUAAUAGAAUACAUAUAUAUUUUUUUUUUAAUUUCACAAAUUCUCGGUGUUUUUUUUUCUUUUUGUGGUUUUAUUUCAUUUCAUUGUUCGGAACGUUUGUGACGUGAUCGAAUGGUUUUUGUUAUUUUGUCUCUGUGCUCUGUGAUUUUUUAGUAUCAAUCAGUUGCAUUUCGUGGGAAGUUUAUUCGCAUUAGGAGUGCAGAGAUUGAGGAGUUGGAUUGAAAAAGUUGUACACGAUUGUCAUACCAGUCACCAUUGCACUAUUUUUGUAGUUGAGCCCAGAGGUUUUAUAUUGUUCAGUUAUGAGGCUGAUAAUUACCGUGGUUGUAAUCAGCCGGGACAAUAAUGUUGGAAUUAUCGCCAAAGGAUCCUGGUGAAGGAUCGCCGAAUCAGACUGCAAUUAUGUCAAACCCAUCGAACAAUUCAUACACUGCCCCAAUGGACCUCGUGUCCCGGGGGGUGAGUGGGAGAUUACGACAGCUCGAGAAUUUAUUUACCAGUGGUCCAGUACGGGGUGGACGCGUGGGGCAUACAUUUUCGAUUGAAACGCUGAUCGAUAUUUUAUUAAUUCUGUAUGACGAGUGUUGCAAUUCCUCGCUGCGACGUGAAAAAACCGUCUCUGAUUUCAUUGAAUUCGUGAAACCAGUGGCAAGCUGCAUAAAAAGUCUGCAACUAGCACGUGAGGAUUUUGAAAUAGUCAAAGUGAUUGGUCGAGGGGCAUUUGGUGAAGUGUGUGUUGUAAAAAUGCGAGGGUCCGACAAAGUAUUUGCCAUGAAAAUUCUCAACAAAUGGGAGAUGCUGAAGCGAGCGGAAACCGCUUGCUUCAGAGAAGAGAGAGAUGUUCUAGUCUACGGUGAUCGUAGAUGGAUAACAAAUCUCCAUUAUGCAUUUCAAGACGACAAUAAUCUGUAUCUGGUUAUGGAUUAUUACUGCGGUGGAGAUCUGCUGACUCUGUUGAGUAAAUUUGAGGAUCGAUUGCCAGAGGACAUGGCACGUUUUUACAUCGCCGAAAUGGUUCUAGCCAUUGCAUCCAUUCACAAUCUCCGGUAUGUGCAUCGGGAUAUCAAGCCAGAUAACGUUUUGCUCGAUGCCAAUGGACACAUACGACUCGCCGAUUUCGGAUCGUGCCUGCGGCUCUUCGAGGACGGAACUGUCCAGAGUAAUGUCGCCGUUGGAACACCCGACUACAUAUCUCCAGAAAUUUUGAGGGCAAUGGAGGAUGGUCAAGGUCGUUACGGUCCAGAAUGCGACUGGUGGUCCCUCGGAGUGUGCAUGUACGAAAUGCUCUACGGAGAGACCCCGUUCUACGCUGAAUCUCUAGUCGAAACUUACGGUCGAAUAAUGAAUCACAAAAAUUGUUUCGACUUCCCCACAGACGAGGCGUACGACGUGUCAGACGAGGCCAAAGACCUGAUGAGAAAAUUGAUCUGCAGUUCGGAAUUUCGUCUGGGUCAAAACGGCAUUGAUGAUUUCAAGAAACAUCCGUGGUUCGAGGGAGUCAACUGGGACACCCUGAGGGACAGCACAGCGCCUUACAUUCCCGAAGUUUCGUCUCCAACGGACACAUCGAACUUCGACGUUGACGACACAGACGUGAGAAGUUCAGACGCUGUUCCUCCAGCAGCGAAUUCCGCCUUCUCAGCACUCCACCUACCCUUCGUGGGUUUCAGUUUUACUCAGGGCAGUUGUAUCUCUGACUUGGGUUCCCUGCCAGUCCUGACGCAGUCCCAGAAGGAUAGGAACAUAGAAAAUCUCGAGCAGGAGAACGCCAGACUCCAGCAGACGAUAUCAGACCUGAAGAAUCAGAUCUCCUCGAACAAUACUACCACGUCUCCAACAACGGUCUCCCCGGAAUCUUCAAAUGCCAUCAGAAAGCUCCAGGAUGAAAUAAACACCCUGACAAAACGUAAUGGAGAGCUGGAGGCACAGCUGAAGUCACUGGAGACAUCGACAACUCGCGAAAUUCGUAAUAUUGAUAAUGGAGAUCUUUCGAAAAUUCACGAUCUCGAGAAAUUAGUGAGACUUCUCAAGGGUGAGAAGGAGGAGGCUGUGAAGGAAAAGCUCGAUGCCCUGGAGAAGUUGAAGCUCCAGGACAAAGAGCUGAAGGACGCCCUGACCCAGAGGAAGCUGGCGAUGGCUGAGUACACUGAGGUGACCGACAAGCUGUCAGAAUUGCGCCAGCACAAGCAGAAGCUGUCACGUCAGGUUCGUGACAAGGAGGAGGAGCUCGAGGUUGUGAUGGCCAAGGUUGACAGUUUGAGGCACGACAUCAGGAAGGCAGAGAAAUUAAGAAGAGAAUUGGAGAAUAGGGUGGAGGAGGCUAUGGCUGAGACAAGUAAGGAGAGAAAACUCAGGGAGAGGAGUGAGGAGUACUGCAAGCAGAUGCAGGAGGAGACUGAAAAGAUCAGGCAGAGGUCUGUGGGUAAUGAUGCAAGGGCCAACGAUGCUUUAGCCACUCAGGAGAUAAACAGGCUGAAGGCUGAGGUGGAAAAACUUGAGGUACAGUACAAUGAGAAUCUCAAUCAGCAACAGGGGAGGCACAAUGUCGAGAUGAGAAGUCUCCAGGAGCAGCUCCACGAGGCUGAGGGACACAGGGAGCUCCUAGAGAGGGAGAUUCAAGUGACCAAGGACAAGCUAGAUGCUGCAAGACUGGAGAAUAUCACAGACAGUGAAGAGACUAUCAGUGAAUUGAGUAGAAGGCACGAGAGGGAGAAAAUUAUGCUCACUGAGGAGAACAAGAAGCUUCUUCUGGAGUUAUCAUCGGUUACUGAUAGUGUCAAUAGAAUUUCCAGUGAGAGGAGACAGCUGGAGGAGGAGUACGAGGAGCUCAGGAAUAAGAAGGAGGCGAUUGCUCAGUGGGAGGCACAGAUCACUGAGAUUAUUCAGUGGGUGUCUGAUGAGAAAGACGCCAGAGGAUAUCUUCAGGCCCUCGCUACGAAAAUGACGGAGGAACUUGAAUUUUUGAAACACUCUGGGGGCGUUGGAGGCGUUGGCAGUACCUCCACCAUGUCUGAUAAGAACUGGAGAAACAGGAGGUCUCAGAAGCUCGAUAAAAUGGAGCUGCUGAAUCUGCAGAGCUCGUUGCAGAGCGAGAUUCAGGCGAAACAGGCCAUUUCUGAGGAACUCACCAAGACGAGAUCUGAUCUUAUUGCUGCUCAAAAGGAAUUACGUGACUUCAGGCAGCGAUUGGAUUCAAUGUCCCACGAGAUGAAGAGAAAAGAAAUACAAAUCAAGGAAUUGCAAUCACGUAUUGAUUCGAGCGAUGGUUCUGUUCUACAUUCACCAAAUCAACAACGAAAAUUAUCACCAAACAUCGUUACGACAAAACCCCAACGUAUCAUCGUGCAUCAGCCGUCAUCACCCCUUCCAGUUAUGCGUUCACCCCGAAUUACAACGUGUCGUUUAUUAACUCGUUUUUCACCUGUCAACUCAAUCAUCAAUAGAAAUGCUGUUGCCACCGAAUCGUCGUCUGUUUUGGAGCGGCCGACAUCCCAAAUGUCGUACUUGGAGCACUUCCUGAAGGAAACGGCAGGCAGUACUCGUCAUGGUAGUGUUGACAGCGUCGAGGGUGACAUCGAGGACAAUCGUGCGCCAAGCAUCACCAGCAGCAAGAGUAAUUUGUCUGAACUGAGCAUAGAUCCAACAUCACCCCUGUCUCACGAAUUGCUGAAUAAAUCAUCGGCAUCUCACAGCCAAGUGACGACACUCCAGCCAAAGCCAAAGUCCCAUCAGUUCCUGGUGCGUACGUUUUCAGCGCCAACAAAAUGCAAUCACUGCACUUCCCUGAUGGUUGGAUUGACUCGACAGGGAGUGGUAUGCGAGGUAUGUGGCUUUGCCUGUCACAUGCCAUGCUGUGACAAAGUGCCAGCAAUGUGCCCUGUGCCCCACGACAAGACAAAAAGACCCCUUGGAAUAGACCCAACAAGGGGCAUUGGCACAGCCUACGAGGGCUACGUUAAAGUACCCAAAAUGGGAGGUGUGAAGAAGGGAUGGAUUCGACAGUUUGUCGUUGUAUGCGAUUUCAAAUUAUUUCUCUAUGAUAUAUCACCUGAUCGCAAUGCACUGCCAUCCGUGUAUGUCUCACAAGUUCUCGACAUGAGGGACGAGGAGUUUGGCGUCAGUUCUGUACGCGAAUCAGAUGUUAUUCAUGCCACGAAGAAAGACAUUCCAUGCAUAUUCAGAAUUACAACGUCAUUGCUGGAGCCUCCAGGCUCACGAAAUCAUACUCUGAUGCUGGCUGACACGGAGAGUGAAAAAACAAAAUGGGUAGUUGCAUUGAGUGAACUUCAUCGAAUAUUGAAGAGAAAUAAUCUUCCAAAUACAACGAUAUUUCGUGCUAAAGAAUUGUUGGACAAUACUUUGUCAAUCGUUAAGAACGUGAUGUCAGGAGCUAUUAUUGAUCCUGAUCGUCUAGUCAUUGGUACCGAGGAGGGCCUAUUCUGUUUAGAUUUAGAUCGUAGCGAAAUUGCUAAAGUUGGGGAGGGAAAGAAAAUAUAUUUACUCGAGUACAUAACUGAGGAACAACUUAUCGUUGUACUCAGUGGUAAACAGCGACAUGUCAGACUAGUCCCAGUGCGUGCACUCGAUGGUGAUGAGGUUGAGUGGAUCAAAGUUGCUGAGACUAAAGGAUGUAUAACACUCACUACUGGCGUUGUCAGGCGAAAUCCACUCACAUACUGCCUGUGUGUUGCAAUAAAAAAACAGAAUGCUUCGCAUGUGAUGAUAUACGAAAUAACACGUACAAAAACUCGCCACAAACGUAUCCAGGAAUUAAUGUUACCCUGUCAUGCACAAACACUCCAAGUUCUGUCGGAGGGACGUUUAUGUGUUGGGUAUCCAUCGGGUUUUUCGAUAUACAGUAUCCUCGGUGAUCAUCAUCCCAUUUCAUUGGUCCAUCCUGAAAAUACUCUGCUAGGAUUCUUGACGUACAGUGCCAUCGAUGCACUCCGCUGCAUCGAAUUACCAAGAGGUGAAUUCUUACUCGUGUUCCAAACACUCGCUGUUUAUGUAGACAGCCAAGGGAGAAAGAGCAGAGACCGUGAGAUCAUGUACCCAGCUGUUCCAACUGCAGUCAGCUAUUGCGAGGGAUAUCUCCUGGUUUACAGUGAGACCCAUGUGGAUCUUUUCGAUUGCAAUACUGGGGAUUGGUUGCAAACGUUAAACGUCAAACGUGCAAGGCCACUCAAUAAUUCGGGAUCAUUGACCAAUUGCAUGAUCAAUGAUAUGCCGUACGUUAUUUAUUUGAGUCAUCUUCAUCAACGAGAAUUGUUGAAUCUGACACCUCUCGAUGCCAGUGGAAGGCAGAUGACGAGACCCAGACGGCGAUUUUCAUUGCGUGAGGGCAACAGGAGCUCGCGACCCACUGACAGACGAUCGAAAAUGAUUUCAGCACCAACGAACUUCAAUCAUAUUAGUCACAUGGGCCCAGGAAAUGGUAUCCAAAUCCAACGCUUGUUAGAUUUACCAACGACUCUGGAAACAGCAGAUCAACAGCAAUAUGCGAGUCAUCACAGUAGUAGCUCUCAUUUACACGCCAAUCCGCAGCAAAGAUUUUAUGCGAAUACUAGCAUCCAGGCGCCGACAAAGCCCGCGCCACUACCUCCUAGACAUCCGCCAUCUGACACGAGACGUCUCAGCUCCCAUAUGCAGAGGAAUUCUGGAUAUUCACCUCAUAAUGGUUCAACAUCGUCGAGAAGAGGUCCAGCACCACCUCGGCCAACAGCAACACCUCCAUCGUUACCUCGUACUCCAGUUGAUCAGGGAGAAACUGAAUCACUCCAUAUGCGAUCGCAUACACCACUGUCACUAGGGAGCGUUGCUUCUUUGCAAGAAAAGCAGGAGCACACAUCUGGUGGAAGCCCUCGUCACUCAAUCGCCUCGAACAACAGUUCCAACCCAUCGACACCCCCGAGUCCAGCCCACGAUCACGGAUCAUCUUCCUACGACUCAUAAACCCCGAUAUACUCAUCGGCCAGCUACUUAUUUGCAUCAGCCUCCAUUACCAGGUAUGAAUCCCAAGCGUGCGGAUGCAAAACUCCCUUAGAAUAAAAAAAAUUGAAAAAAAAAAUCUAUCGAAUUAUCGAUAAAUCGAUCAAGCAGCUGUCGAGACAACUUUGAAAGCAGUAAACUUAUCCCUACAGUUACGGCUAACGAGUUGCCAUAGUAUUACUGCAAAAUAAUUAUUUGUAAACAUGAAGAAAAUUAUGAACUAAUUUUAUCCCUUAAUUGCCAAAUAACAUAUGCUAGAAUCUCACUAAAGGUAUGAAAAUUAUAUAACACGAAAUUUAUUAUCAUUUUUAUGUCUUCAAAUUUUUAUCGAGUUCUUUGUCCAUAUGGAAUUAGAAUAUUUGCAACUGUCAAAUAGCCUUAUUUAUUUUAACGUAAAUGGAUUAAAUGUAGACAGCAGUUUUAAUUUGUAUUGUUCAUUCAAUCAUGAAAUGUCGAAACUUUUUUACGUGAAAAUGUAGAGAGGGGAUUUUUUUAAUUGAAUUUUUGACACACAAAUCGUGCAUAAUACAAAUGAAGUGAAUAAAGUACUAUUCAAUCAUUUCACCCCUCUGCGUAAAUUAAUAAUUGUAAAUAGAUACUUAUAAAAUUUGAGAGCCCCUGCUUAUCCGUGAUGCCCCCGAAAUUUUACGAAUUUUCUAUGUCAUUGUUCCCUCAAAAAAAUUAUCACAAUAACAGAAAAAAGAAGUCUGAAUUUUUUCUCUGAAAGAAUAAGACAAAAAUCAGUCAAAUUACCGUAGCAAUAAUGAAUUAAAUAAUUAGGCGACCUUCAGUUCUAGGCAUUACACAAAAUAAAAAUGAAUUUCUAAGUUCGAUGUAGUGUUUUUAAAUGAAAAAAACCAUUGUUAGAGAUAAACUUAUCGAAUUAAUGAGAAAUAAUAAUCAAGCUUCCACCAGGGAGGCACGGAGAGGGAAAUAACAAAUAUAAAAUUUAUUGAAUGCCUUAUGAUUGAAAAAGUUUUAUAUUUAUGUGAUAAUGCGGUUUAAGGCAUUAUACAUAAUUUAAUUGAUACGCCCACAGUGUGAAUAGUAGUGUGUAAGCAUAAUAAUCUGUUGCAAUCACGUGUAGAUGAUAAUGAAAAAUAUGUGAAGAUCAUUGAAAAGAUAAAUAACAAUGUCAAUAAUAUAUUACGUCUGUAACUCGUCGAGGAUAACAAGAGUCAAAGUCAAAUGUCAUUUAUACUGUUCUUCGUCGAUUUAACAGAUUGGCUCAGUCCAUUAAUUAUUUUUAACAGGCUGAACAUUUAUUUAAAUAUAGCAAUUAUGCUUUUGCUGAUUCAAUCAUGAACGAAGUCACUU